CCAUUUUGACUCUUUGGAUACACUGCUGCUGCAAUCUGAGCUGAAAAAAAACCUAAUAAUAAUAAUAAUAAUAUUUUUCUCCCAAAAAUCUCGUUCUGCCGAUUCCAUCAAUGGCGGAGUCUGAUAAAUCCAAAUCCUUAUCUGAGGAUUAUCUUCUCAAGGAUACAGUAGAGAAGGUGGCUGCAACUGCUGAACCUGUGGAGAAAAGUCCUGAAAAGGAUGCUGUUGAUGAUGCUCCUGAACCAUCAGUCACUGAAGAUUCGGUUGAGUCUUCGGCUGCCUCCGCAGUCACAGAAAGUGUCGCUGCAUCUGUAGAUGCAGCUGCAGAAGAAACUGUGGCUGCAACUGACAGUUCUGAUACGGAUGCCACUGAGCCGGCUCCAGCUGCUUCUGAAGAAAGUGGUGAAACUGCUGAAGAAGAGAACACAGCUGAUGAAACACCCGAGAUUAAGCUGGAGACAGCACCUGGAGAUUAUCGAUUUCCAACCACAAAUCAAAGCAGACACUGCUUUACCAGAUAUGUUGAGUAUCAUCGGUGUGUGGCUGCAAAAGGAGAAGGUGCUUCUGAAUGCGAUAAGUUUGCAAAAUACUAUCGGUCACUUUGCCCAGGCGAAUGGGUAGAUCGAUGGAAUGAGCAGAGGGAGAAUGGCACAUUCCCAGGCCCUCUCUAGAACCGAAGUUACAGUCAGUCAUAUUUAUUACAGUGAGAAACAGAACUCGACGACCAACUUAAUAAAACCUUUGGUUUCAUGUUUUAAAUCCGGGUCAACUCUAGAAACAUGUUCGCCAUUUGAUGUUACAACUCCCCCAUCCGUUUUUGUAAUUGUAACCACUUUUUGACAUUCACAGGUUUGGUUAACAUUGAUAAGGAUCUUGUCAUGAUUGAACAUGAAAUCCUUUGAAACUGCAUAAUAAGGUCCUAAGUUUUUUUUUUC
Erigeron canadensis is the source of this 935-nucleotide messenger RNA. Its product is annotated as cytochrome c oxidase subunit 6b-1-like. Lineage: Eukaryota; Viridiplantae; Streptophyta; Magnoliopsida; Asterales; Asteraceae. The coding region runs from base 111 to 671 and encodes 186 amino acids. The transcript is spliced from 5 exons. Gene Ontology annotation, cellular component: respiratory chain complex IV; mitochondrion. The record is from RefSeq and is a predicted model, not a curated record.